AUCAGAUAAGCAAAGGGGGAAAAAAGGAAAAGGAAUCCGCUUCGCAGAUUUUUAUUAGCCUUGAGAUUGAAAGGAAUCGGAAAUAAUGGCGGCAGAGGGACAAGUAAUCGCCAUCCACACUGUUGAGGCCUGGAAUCAGCAGUUUGAGUCGUCUAAAACCUCCGACAGACUGGUGGUGGUGGAUUUCACAGCUUCGUGGUGCGGGCCAUGCCGUUUUAUGGCACCAAUCCUGUCUGAUCUUGCUAAGAAGAUGCCCCAAGUCUUAUUCUUGAAGGUGGACGUUGAUGAAUUGCCGACCGUGGCUGAGGAAUGGGGAGUUGAGGCCAUGCCAACUUUUAUCUUCCUCAAGGAAGGCAAAAAAAUUGACGCCGUUGUGGGUGCAAAUAGAGAUGACUUGCAGCAGAAGGUAUCCUUGCAUUCUUCUUCCUCGGUGCAGACUGCUUGAAUCAUUUGAAAUAUUUUCUUAUAAAUAUCCUUCUCUCCAACAGAAGGAGGUAUUAAAUAAUUUGUGAUUGUAUUUGUAUUUGGCUACUCUGCUUUUCUCCUUGUUUGAACCCUAAUUUACGUUGUAUGUUGUUGUUGGAGUCAA
Molecule: messenger RNA, 589 nt
Organism: Hibiscus syriacus
Lineage: Eukaryota; Viridiplantae; Streptophyta; Magnoliopsida; Malvales; Malvaceae
Product: thioredoxin H1-like
Exons: 3
Coding region: 86-445 (119 amino acids)
Molecular function (GO): protein-disulfide reductase activity
Source: RefSeq, a predicted model, not a curated record